CCAUAUUGUUAUCAGGAAUAUGUAGCAUAUAAUCGGUAAACAAAACACAAAACCCAUCGACCUAUUUAAAAGCUUUAAUUACACCAAAUACUGUUUAAAAAAACUUAUUUGUGAGUUUUUGAUUGACCAAAAUUGACUAUGAAACCAGCGGAACCACUUCAAGUGCACCAUUCACUGUCCGCUGCGGCUGUAAGUGGAAUAUGUAUUGGAACGCUGGUCUUAUUGCUUUCCAUGACAGCUUUGGCUUACAAAUGUUACAGACGGCGAGUCAUGAUGAACGCCCAAAAUCGACUGUCUACUGCCAUCAAGAAGGGUUUGCAGGAAAGUACAUCUGGUAGCUUCAGGAAAAGCACACCAGUGCGCAGUACAGGAAAUAAAGUGAUGAAGUCCAAAGGAACAAGUCCAAUAACUCCACCAGGUUGUGGUGAACUAGGUGGACUAGAUCGAAUCCCACAAGCUGGUUUCUCUACACCAACCAGAGAUCCUGGACCAAGUAAAUCUGAAGUUUAUAUCGAAAAUGAAAAGGGUGGAGCUACCCCUGAGAAGGAAGAGCUGAUAAAAGAGCGUUAUGUGAGCGAAAAACCAUCGUAUCUGGGAUCUAUUGGAUUUUCGGUAGAGUAUGACAACUCAAAACAAGCUCUAAUUGUAACCAUCGCUAACGCUAAUAACCUUCCACCGCGUGAUCCAAAUCUCGGUGGCUGCGACCCUUACAUCAAGCUGCAGCUUCUGCCUGAGAAGAAACACAAAUGUAAAACUCGGGUGUUAAGAAAGACUCUCGAUCCGGUGUAUGAUGAAACAUUCACAUUCUUUGGAGUUGCCGCUAACCAGUUCACUGGAAUUACCCUACAUUUCGUGAUAUUAAGUUUUGAUCGCUUCUCCCGAGAUGAUAUUAUUGGAGAGGUCAUCUACCCUCUAUCUGGAGUUGACCCGGAAGAGAAAUUCAGUACAACAAGGGACAUAACCCCAAGACAUCUGAAGUUGAGAAGUCAAGGUCGUGGUGAACUAUUGGUAUCAUUAUGUUACCAGCCAGCAGCCAACAGAUUAGGUGUUGUCAUAUUGAAAGCGAGAAAUCUACCCAAGAUGGAUAUAUCAGGUCUCUCAGAUCCAUACAUCAAAAUCUACUUGAAUUACAAUGGUCAGAGAAUCGCCAAGAAGAAGACACACGUGAAAAAGAGGACGUUAAACCCCGUGUUUAACGAAUCCUUCCUAUUCGACGUGCCCUACAAUGAGGGACUUCAAAACAUCAGUCUCGAAUUCUUAGUAUUAGAUUGGGAUCGCAUGACGAAAAAUGAAGUUGUUGGUCGAUUGGAGAUCGGAUCAAAGACAGGACCAACGGAAGUAUCUCACUGGAAUGAAGUGAUGAAUUGUCCUCGAAAGCAGAUUGCAGAAUGGCACAAAUUAAGAGAGUGAUUGAAUAGGACGAGUUUUGAUCAAUAUUGUACAGAGUUAUCGGUCUUUCCAAUUUACUAGCUUCAAACGUAUCUCAAGGACAUUUCAACAGUUGCGCAAUUUAAUAUCGUCAAUAUAAUAUCAAAUUUUGUUGUCAUAAAAAAUGAUCAGGCUGAGAUAAUAACAAUAAUGAAUUAACAGCAAGCUCUAUAUUUUAAAAGCAAGCUCUAUAUUGUAAAAGCAAGCUCUAUAUUUCACAUGAGUAAUAACUGGUUAUGUUUAAAUUUCAUUUCAUCGUCAUGUUUUGUUAAGAAGGUAUGACGUCAGAAUACUAAUAUAAAGUGGUUAUUGCAUCUUUUAGUUGUCAUUACAAUGUCAUCAAUGUAUUCAAAUCGAAGCUUCUCUGAGUUAUCCGAGGUCCGGAUAUAUACACGAAAAAAAAUUUGAGACCAAGAUGAUCGAUGCUCUCUGUAUACCAUUUUCCAAUAUUGCAUAUUUAAAUCAAUUAAAAGCUUUCUGGGC
Lottia gigantea (owl limpet) is the source of this 1911-nucleotide messenger RNA. It is a transcript of the gene Syt4, whose product is annotated as synaptotagmin 4. Gene Ontology annotation, biological process: regulation of dopamine secretion; vesicle fusion; regulation of calcium ion-dependent exocytosis. The transcript is spliced from 4 exons. Bases 139 to 1410 code for a protein of 423 amino acids. Gene Ontology annotation, molecular function: calcium ion binding; calcium-dependent phospholipid binding; SNARE binding. Gene Ontology annotation, cellular component: axon; membrane; synapse. The record is from RefSeq and is a predicted model, not a curated record. NCBI's taxonomy places the organism in Eukaryota, Metazoa, Mollusca, Gastropoda, Lottiidae.